AUGAAGUACACCAGCACACGAGGAGCCGUGUCGGGUGUUGGCUUUGAAGAAGUCCUGUUUGCCGGGUUUGCUGAAGAUGAUGGUCUGUAUAUGCCGGAGCAGAUCCCGAAGCUAGAUGAGCAGACUCUGAGAUCAUGGAGCUCUUUCUCCUACAAGGAAUUAGUGAAGGAAGUGUGCUCUCUGUUUAUUCCUUCUGAGCUCAUUCCCAUGAAUGAUCUACAUGGUCUCAUCGACAAAGCUUUUCUUCGCUUCAGACACCAAGACAUAGUUCCACUUACCAGACUAGAAAAUGAACUGAAUGUGUUGGAAAUGUGGCACGGUCCAACUUACUCCUUUAAAGACCUCGCCAUGUCCUGUGUGGGACAGUUUUUGGACUACUUUUUGAAGAAAAACAAUCGGCAUGUGAACAUCUUGGUUGCAACAUCUGGAGACACAGGAAGUGCUGCAAUUGAGGGUGUUCGAGAAAAUCCAAAUAUUGAUAUUAUUGUUCUGUAUCCACUUGGACGAUGUACUCAGAUCCAGGAGCUGCAGAUGAUAACAGUGUUUGAAGACAAUGUUCAUUUGUAUGCAGUUGAAGGGACAUCAGAUGAGCUGGAUGCACCUGUAAGAAAACUCUUUGCAGAUACAAGUUUUGCAAAAAAGCAUAAUUUAAUGAGCAUCAACUCCGUCAACUGGGCUCGAGUGAUGGUGCAGAUAGCCCAUUUCAUCUAUGGGUACUUCCGAUGUGCUCCAGCAUCACAGGAAGGAACGCUGCCCCCGGUGGAGAUAGUUGUACCAACAGGCGGAGCAGGGAACAUUACAGCGGGCUGCAUCGCUCAGAAGAUGGGGCUGCCCAUCCAGCUGGUUGCUGCUGUAAAUAAAAAUGACAUCAUUCACAGAGCUGUGCAGAAUGGAGACUUCUCAUUGAGUGAUACAGAGAAGACGCUGGCUUCUGCAAUGGAUAUUCAGGAGCCGUACAACAUGGAGAGAAUAUUGUGGCUGGUUACUGAUGGGGACGGUGGAAGAACUAAAGCCAUGAUGGAAGAAUUUAAUGCUGAGAAACAGCUCAGAUUACCGGCAGAGCUUCACCAGAAGCUGCGGGGAAUGAUGACAUCCUGCUCUGUUAAUGAUGAUGACAUUCUAAGGACAAUUGGACGCUGCUGGGAGGAGAACCGAUACCAGCUCUGCCCUCACUCUGCCGUAGGAGUGACUUAUCAUUACCAGCAAACCGACAGCAACCAGGACAACAGACCCCGAUGUUGUUUGGCACCAGCUUCAGCUGCUAAAUUUCCGGAAGUCAUUGUACAAGCCAAUCUCACCCCCGAACCCCCGGCAGACAUCCAGGAAUUGAGAAACAAAAACUGGAGCUAUACACACGUGACGAAAGAGGACGAUUGGGAAGAACUACUGCGAGAAAAAAUUAAAAUAAUUGACAGUGAUGACUGA
Molecule: messenger RNA, 1425 nt
Organism: Nanorana parkeri
Lineage: Eukaryota; Metazoa; Chordata; Amphibia; Anura; Dicroglossidae
Gene: THNSL2
Product: threonine synthase like 2
Exons: 8
Coding region: 1-1425 (474 amino acids)
Biological process (GO): 2-oxobutyrate biosynthetic process; dephosphorylation
Molecular function (GO): pyridoxal phosphate binding
Source: RefSeq, a predicted model, not a curated record